AUGCAGUAUACGCCAUUCGCGUCGGACAUAGAACUGCCGUUCUAUACUGCUUUGGCAUCCUUGAAAAUCGACCAUGACAAACUUGAUGAUUCUACCAGAAAGCUACUGGGUCUCUAUGAGAUCCGCUCCACGGAUUCUCCCAACACCUCGUGUCGGAUGCAAGUACACGGAAAUGCUCUCACCAGCGACGAGGUACCAACCGGUUACUAUCGAGCCGAAGGCACGAUGAAGAAUGUAAACACCAUCGAAGAAUACCGAAAUGCGGACAAAGCCUUUCUUCUCCAGGAAUCUGGCAGGACGAUAUGGGAGGCUAUAGUUGACGGUUCUAUCUACUCGUUCCCGUCUUUACUCUCAUCCUUCCUCGUCCUCUCGUAUGCAGACCUCAAAAAAUAUAAGUUUCACUAUUGGUUUGCCUUUCCUGCACUCCAUUCAGACCCAUCGUGGACCGCAUCGCGUCCGUCAACACAAAUCACCAGCCGCGACCAGGUCGGGGACAGUACUAAACAUGCCAAAGCCUUGUCAGUCUUCGAAAAUUCGGCUCUGAUAGAAGCAGUGCAGGCUUGGAGUUCUGGGGUAGAUGCUCGUCAGCGCGGGUUUUUCUUGGCUCGCAGAGUGCGAGGCAGCGACGGCAAGGCAAAUACUGACAACGAAGCGCAGUCUGCGGCAGUUAAUAUGACGUGCUGCUGGCAAGUUGAUGCUCUUGCGACCUAUGAAACCGGCUUCUUCGAGGGUGCGCGCUUUGAGGAUUGUUUUGUUUGUUUCGUGGAUCCUUCGAAUUACGAAAAUGCCCCUGGAUGGAUGCUCAGAAACCUACUAGUGCUUGCGAAACGACGCUGGAGACUUGACAAAAUCCAAAUCCUGAGAUAUCGUGAACCGUUUUCGAAGCAUGACCAGGGUCGCAGUAUACUAAUGACGUUGGAGUCACAGAGUGCUCAGACCACUGGUACUGCAGAGUUGCAGGACACAGAUGCCAACGCUAUGCCGAAAGUAACUGGAUGGGAACGCAACGCAACAGGAAAGUUAACAGGAAGACUGGUUGAUCUUACCGAGUACUUGGAUCCUAGAAGAUUAGCGGAUCAGUCUGUUGAUCUCAACCUCAAGCUUAUGAAGUGGAGAAUAAGCCCCAGGCUCAACCUAGAUACGAUCAAACACACUAGGUGUCUUCUACUUGGAGCCGGUACCCUCGGAAGCUAUGUGGCCCGAAAUUUAAUGGGUUGGGGUGUUACUAAUAUUACAUUCGUGGACAAUGGGUCUGUGUCAUUUUCGAAUCCUGUGAGGCAGCCAUUGUUUAAUUUUACAGACUGCUUGGGAGGGGGCGCAAAAAAGGCACAUCGAGCAUCCCAGGCCGUGAAAGAGAUAUACCCCGGCGUUGAAUCUACCGGAUAUGCUUUUUCGGUCCCAAUGGCUGGCCACCCUGUGUUGGAUGCCCAGAAAACCCGGGCAGAUUUUGAAACUCUUCAGAAGCUUAUAGAUGACCACGACGUAGUGUUUCUCCUUAUGGACACAAGAGAGUCACGCUGGCUACCAACCGUCAUGGGGAAAGCAGCUGGGAAAAUCGUUAUGAAUGCAGCGCUAGGCUUUGACUCUUUCGUGGUAAUGCGCCACGGUGUGAAAAAUGAGGAGCAUCAAGAAGCAGAACUUGGGUGCUACUUUUGCAACGAUGUUGUUGCGCCGAUGAAUUCGGUCAAGGACCAGACACUUGAUCAGCAAUGCACUGUGACUAGGCCUGGUGUAGCUGCCAUUGCCUCGGCCCUCUUAGUUGAGCUGCUUGUUUCGCUUCUCCAGCACCCUGACGGAGUUGCAGCCCCAGCCCCGGUAUCCCAAAGCGAUGAUCAAAACGAUCACCCCUUGGGACUAGUGCCACAUCAAAUUCGAGGAUUUCUCUCGACUUUUGAGAACAUUACUAUCCACGGGAGGAGCUACCCUUCCUGUAGUGCCUGUUCGGACAACAUCGUUGGCGCCUUCAAGAGUCAAGGUUGGGAGUUUGUGCAGAAGGCAUUGAAUGAACCUGGGUAUGUCGAGGAAUUAAGCGGGCUGAAGGAGGUUCAAUCAAAAGCCGAGGAAACGAUUGCCGACAUAGAAUGGGAUGAAUUGUCUGAUGAGGAAGAAUUGGCCGUGUAA
Aspergillus melleus is the source of this 2121-nucleotide messenger RNA. It is a transcript of the gene ATG7, whose product is annotated as putative autophagy ubiquitin-activating enzyme ApgG. Lineage: Eukaryota; Fungi; Ascomycota; Eurotiomycetes; Eurotiales; Aspergillaceae. Bases 1 to 2121 code for a protein of 706 amino acids. The transcript is spliced from 7 exons. The record is from RefSeq and is a predicted model, not a curated record. Gene Ontology annotation, biological process: cellular response to nitrogen starvation; autophagosome assembly; protein modification by small protein conjugation. Gene Ontology annotation, molecular function: Atg8 activating enzyme activity; Atg12 activating enzyme activity. Gene Ontology annotation, cellular component: cytoplasm; phagophore assembly site.